UAAUUGUGUUAUAGAAUGAAUGAAUGAAUGAAUUUAUGAAUCGAUAGUCAGUUUUGAUAUUAAUAUUGAAAUUAGAGUUUGAGUUGUUUUAUAUGUGUUUGCAAUACAAUGAAAGUGCUGUAAAACUGUGUAUAAGUAUAGCAUUAAUAGCGGGAAAUGCAUUGAAAAUAGUGAGCAAAACGGGAAUCCAUUGUAUGGUUUAAUGAGCGCAUGAGUUAUAACAUGAGUGACAAUACUUUGAACAAUCAUAUCGUCCAACAGUUUGUCCACAAAUUGAUCCAACAAUUAGAUACUCAACAAACAGAUUCAAUACCUGUCAGUGAUGUCAAACAAUUGAUUGAAAAGUUGGCCACAAGUGUUGUUCCCGAAGUGACCGAUAAUAUUAAUAAAUCAACUAAAGACACGAAUACACCAAACACUGGGACAUCACUGUCGGCGUCUGAGAUCAACACCAAUGAUAACACACACAUCAAUGGUCAACACGAAUGCCAUUCCGAUGACAAUCAACUGACAACAGAAGACAAACUGUUGACUUCAUUUGACAAUAUAAUCAAUACUAGUGUUGAGUUAAUUGACUCAUCUUUGGACACAUCACACGAUAACAUCCAUCACAUCACUGAUAAAGAUAGUGAUAAUCAAGUGUCAGAUGAAGACACUGAUCAACAAUUUAACCAAAGUGUUGAUAAGUCUAUAGAUAAUAGCGAUAAAAUAAUUACAGAUAAUAUCAGUGAUUAUCAAGUGUUACCUGAAUAUAGUGAUUAUAGUGAUGAACAACUUAACCAAAUUGUAAAUAUAUCUGCAGAUAAUAGCGAUAAGACAUUUACCGAUAGUAUCAGUGAUAAUAAAAUUGAAAAGUCCACAGAAGACACUGUUAUUGAUAGUGUCGAUCAUAGCCAGAGUAUCCAUAAUAGAGAUCAAUUAGACGACCAAAAGUGUCCUCAAGAAGUCAAUAGUGAAAGUGAUAUUAAAUUAAAUACUGAAACUGAGUUUAGAGUCAAGAAAAGAGACGCUUUAGACUCGGAAAUUAGUUCAGACGAUAACAUUAGUGAUAUAUCUAUGGGAAGUGCCAGAAGAUUGCGCUCAAGAAGUGAUAAGACGAGUGCCAAAAGCAGUGCCGAUACUUCUGACGUUGAUUUUAGUGAUUCGUCAAAUAUACCCGAAUCGGACUCAGACUCUGAUUAUACCACAACUCGACGAUCAGCUGCUAAUAGAGUGUCUAAAUAUGAUAAACUGAAAAACGAUAUCAAAUUCAAGUUAUUGCCAUCCAUUGACUUAAUUAAAUUGAGUGAUCAUAUCAUCGAGUUGUCAACAAAUGAGGCCAAAGAAGCUGAACAACUGAUUGUCAAUUUAGAGAAACAAUUGACAGACUCUCUAACAGCUGUCGGAGUGUAUUGUAGAACAAUGAAACCUAUUGUGUCAUCAAAUAAAAGAAAAAACAAUAAUACUGAUGAUGUGACUGAURAUGAUAGCAGUGGUUGUGAGGGUGACAAAGAAAUUAGGAAAUUGUGUCGAAAGCCUAGACUUAGUAAACGAACCACAAAGAAAUCAACAAAGUCUGACAAUGGUUCCAAUGAAUCAAAUGAUGAGAUCAUCACAAAAAACAAAAAGGAGUCAAAACAGAAUAAAUUGAAGACAUCGACACCACUUAAGUCAAAAUCAAGUGAUUCAGAACUUGAGUCCGACUGUGAUGUCUCUAAAGUGGCUAAAAGUUUCAAUGAUAAAAGUGAUGACACUUUUAGAUCAUUGAAGCCGUCAAAGAAUGUCGAUGUCUUGGACUCGGAUUUAAGUUCUGAUGAAGAAAUCAAUAAAAAGGACACUAAAAACAAAUCUAAUAAAAGCAACAAAAAUAAGGAUUUAGUGAAAGAUGAAAAAAAUGACAGCGAAUGUGAUAUUAAUAGCGAUAGUAAUAUUAAGACUAAUAAAAAGCCAAAUAUUAAAGAAAAGUCAGUAAUUAAUAUCGAGAGCAGUGAUGAAGAAAUUGUUGCCACGAAAAGAAAAGUUGCAAAAACUAAGCGAACAAAUUCUGACGACGAUUACAACGAUAAAGAGGAUAAUAGUGACGAUUACUCUGAAGGAGAAUCUGAAGGAUUGGAUCCGUCAGCUUUAGAAUCUGAGGACAACUCUGACGAUGAAAUUUCCGGUUCCGAUGGAAAGUCAAAGAAAUCAAAAAGUGGUAAAAAAUCGAAAGAUUCAAAAAAGAAGAAGAAGUCGAAGGAAAAAUCAAAGAAAAGAAAACGAAUUAAAAUUGCUGACUCAUCUGAUUCUGAUGAUUGUAAAGUUCUUUCUGACGGAAACAACGAAGAUUCGCCUAAUAAAAGCCGCAAAAACAUUAGGAAAGUUAUAUCCGAUAAGAAACUAAAGCAACAAACAAAAGACGCGGCAGAAGCAGAACGCGAUCGUAUUAAACGAAUUAAAGAACAUCAGAAAGUAUACAACGAUUUUAUUAAAGAAAGACAAUUAAAGUCAACGGAUGUCAAAGAAUUAAUACUUGAAUUCAACAAAGAAACCAAAGAAAUUGUCACUGAAGUGGACAAAGAUUUGGUGAAAUAUUUAAAACCYCAUCAAACAGAUGGCAUUCAAUUUAUGUAUAAUUGUCUCAUUGAGUCCAUCGACCAGUUGUCUAUAUCGGAAGGUUCUGGUGCUAUAUUGGCUCAUUCAAUGGGUUUGGGAAAAACAUUACAAGUAAUAACAUUUUUGUAUACAGUUAUGUCACACAAAGUUAUUAAAAAGCAUUUAAAGCGUUCAAUUGUGAUCUGUCCGGURAAUACAAUCAAGAACUGGGCCAAUGAGUUCAAAAUAUGGCUCAACGAUAAUGAUUUUGACGAUCUCUUAGUCUUUGAGAUGCACGACGCAAAGACACCACUUCAAAGGGCAGAACUAUUAAACUUGUGGUUUGAUAGGGGAGGAGUCCUUAUCAUUGGACUUACAUUAUAUUCGAGUCUUGUGAUGGGAGGACGCGGCAAAAAGCCUCCUAAAUCAGUGAGAACUGCUGUCCAUAAAUGUCUAAUAGAUCCCGGACCUGAUAUCUGUAUAUGUGAUGAGGGACAUUUGCUCAAAAAUGAAAAGACCUCUUAUAACAAAGCAGUUUCACAAAUGAAAUGUUUAAGACGUGUAGUACUCACUGGAACUCCACUUCAAAACAAUUUGAGUGAAUAUUAUGUUAUGGUAUCGUUUGUUAAGCCAAGUCUUUUAGGCACCAAAAAAGAGUUCAUCAAUAGAUUUGUAAAUCCAAUAACUAAUGGUCAACACGAAGAUUCAACUGAAUAUGACGUCAAAAUAAUGAAGAAAAGAGUGCAUAUAUUACACACAUUAUUGAAUGGUUGUGUUCACCGACGAGACUAUAAUGUUUUGGUACCAUAUUUGCUACCAAAAUAUGAAUAUGUAUUGAGUGUUAUGUUAACAGAAAAACAAAUAGAGUUGUAUUCGCAUUAUUUGGAGAAUUGCACCGAUAGGUCGCGUCAAUGUCUUUUAGCCGAUUACGGAGCCCUACGACUGGUUUGGAACCAUCCGAUACUUCUGUUUGAACAACACAGACGCAAACUUGAGAAAGAAAAUGACGAAUUGGACGAAUUUAUCAAUGAUGACGACGACGAUGAAGACGCCGAUAUACCAGCCAGUGGUGACUCUGAUAUCGAAUGUAUUGAUGAUAAACUAACGUCACGACCAUCAAGAAGAAUGCGAACUCGAUUUGGAAAGCAUGAAGAAGAGGAACAGGAGGUGGAGGAAGAUGUGAAAAGCGAAAAAAGUAGUGACAGUGUAUCCAAUGCAUGGUUUUCAAAGUUCCUUAAGAGUAGAGAAGACGCCAAACAAAUAGAACUCUCCGGAAAAUUUAUUCUUCUUUUCUCAAUACUUGAAGAAUGCGAACGAUUAGGCGAUAAAAUAUUGAUAUUUUCACAGAGUUUAGACACUUUAGAUCUCGUCGAAGAAAUGCUUAAAAUUAAAUCUGAAAUAUCAUUACAAAAGUCACGCCAAGAAAGCGAUUUAGAGACGUCUUAUAAUGAAGUAACCAAUUUGUGGUACAAAAACAUUGAUUACUUUAGACUCGACGGCUCUACCGGUUCUGACUAUCGGAAAACAUGGAUUGAUUUGUUUAAUCAGGAGAACAACUAUAGGGCCCGACUGUUCCUGUUAUCGACAAAAGCCGGUGGUUUAGGCAUAAACCUCGUCGCUGCCAAUCGUUGUAUUAUAUUUGACGCCUCUUGGAAUCCAUCACACGAUGUUCAAGCAAUCUUCAGAGUGUUUCGAUUCGGACAAAAAAAACCGGUUUAUGUCUAUAGGUUUGUAGCCCAAGGAAGUAUGGAAGAGAAGAUUUAUGAACGACAAGUGAUAAAACAAUCGCUUUCGUGUCGUGUUGUCGACGAACAGGCCAUUCAAAGACAUUUCAAACAAUCAGAAAUGUCUGAGUUAUACAUAUUUACUCCCGACACCAAUAAAGAUAGACCGACUCCUAAAGUACCCAAAGAUAGACUUUUGGCCGAAAUCCUUAUCAAUCAUAAGGAAUAUAUUGUCAAAUAUCACGAACACGACUCUCUUCUUGAGAAUAAACCCGAUGAAGAUAUGACUGAAGAAGAAAAGCAAUCGGCUUGGAAUGAAUACGAACAAGAAAAGGAUGCACUCUUUCUUAGAGAAGAACAGGAAAGGGAGGCACGUAUUCAAAGACAAAACUAUAUUUAUCAACAACAACAGUACCAACAAUAUAUUCAACAACAACAACAACAGCAGCAGCAACAGCAGCAACAACAACAACAAACACAACAAUACGCUCAACAGGUUUAUCAACAAAUGCAAAAUAAUCUUUUAUCACAAAAUCUUCAGUACGGCUCUACUUCUAACACAUUCUCAACACUUCUUCAAAAUCAGAUUUACCAGAAUAUUAUGAAAUCUCAGGAAGCGAUACGCAAACAACAACAACAAAAAUAUCAAGAAGCGACUGAAAUGAUUAUAAGACAACAAUUAUCAGCACAACAGUCCACUUCAUCAGCUAAUGGGGGUCUUCCGAGUUAUGACUCCAUGACUGUUGAAGACAUUGCACGAUAUUUUAGAGCACUUAAUACUAAUAUCAGUCCCAAUGAUUUGGUUCAGAAGAUUUUCAAUUUAAUCGACACCGGUAUCAAAACCUGUUCCAAGGAAUUGGAAGAUGUCAAACAACAGAUGAGAACACAGAAUUCGGUUGAAUUGAGACCGAAAUACGAAAAAUUGGCGAAAGAAGUGUUUAAUUUGAAUACUCAAAAAACAAGAGCUCAGGCUAUGUUUAUAAGCCAAAUGAAUAGGACAACAACAGCAACAACAACAACACCAGCAACAGCUGGUCCCAGUAUUUUGAGACGACAUAUGACGAAUGGUUCGACACCAUCGACAUCGACAUCCAAAUCUGCCAAUGAUUUGAUAGAAGAAGUCGAUUAAUAGCUUAUCAGUCAUUCAAAUCAUUUAGUCAUUAAAUGAUAAAUUACUUCAUUCAUAAUCGCAAUUAAUUUUUAAAGUUAAAUACUAUUUCUAUUUAAACAUUUGAUUUUAUCUUUAAUUUGAUUCAGUUAUUGUAAAAGUGAUUUUUGUGUGAAGACAUGCGUCGACAGGUAGACUAUUAAUACCGUACUAUUGGUUUAUAAGGUUUUACAGUAUAUUGUAUAUGAAAAGUUUGAAUCUGUAUUUCCUAUCAUACAGUUUAGCGCACAUUUAUUUUAAUAUAUCACAAGUUUCACUACUACUACUGCUACUAUCAUUGCUAUUUGUAACUAUUUAUUGAUAUUAUUAAUAAUAAUAUUUUGUCAUUAAGUUG
Molecule: messenger RNA, 5776 nt
Organism: Oppia nitens
Lineage: Eukaryota; Metazoa; Arthropoda; Arachnida; Sarcoptiformes; Oppiidae
Product: transcriptional regulator ATRX homolog
Exons: 5
Coding region: 211-5403 (1730 amino acids)
Cellular component (GO): nucleus
Molecular function (GO): ATP-dependent chromatin remodeler activity; ATP binding; ATP hydrolysis activity
Source: RefSeq, a predicted model, not a curated record